CAAAAGGACCGGGCGUUGCGCCAUUGCCGGCGGGGUCUCCUGGCGGGGUCUGGCCUCUCCGUCCAGCCCCCUCCCGUGGCUUAUUCACCGCCCGCGGACUUCCCCGCCGUAGCAGGGCGCUGUGAAGGGAGCCGGACAGCGCGAUCCCGCGGCGGCGGCUUUCCUCCGUUGAGCCUCGCCUGCCCGUUGACGGGGCGGCGGCGGCCAGGAAAGGGGGUCUCCAAGCGCGGCGGCGGCGCGCGUUGCAAGCCCCUCUCUUCGCUCGGCGGCCCAUGUUAGCCCGGCCGCGAUGUCCUCCCCGGUGCGCUCGCCCACCCUGCGGCCCCAUCGCAUGAGGAAGGACGAGUCUUUCCUGGGGAAGCUCGGAGGGACGCUGGGCAGGAAAAAGAAAGCCAAGGAGGUGUCUGAUUUGCAAGAAGAAGGUAAAAAUGCUAUCAAUGCACCAAUGUCCCCUGCUACAACUGAUCUUCAUCCAGAAGAUACAUUACUAGAGGAAAAUGAAGAACGUACCAUGAUAGAUCCCACUUCAAAGGAGGAUGCCAAGUUUAAAGAACUUAUCAAGGUGUUGAUCGACUGGAUAAACGAUGUCCUGGUUGAAGAAAGGAUAAUCGUCAAACAGCUUGAAGAAGAUGUUUAUGAUGGGCAGGUGCUACAGAAAUUGCUAGAAAAACUUGCCGGUCGUAAACUAAAUGUGGCUGAAGUGACGCAGUCUGAAAUCGGACAGAAACAGAAACUGCAGACUGUGUUGGAAGCUGUCUAUGAUUUACUUCGGCCUCAUGGCUGGACGAUCAAAUGGAGUGUGGACCUGAUCCAUGGCAAGAACUUGGUGUCCAUCCUCCACCUGCUGGUGGCUUUGGCCAUGCAUUUCCGGGCUACUAUUCGGCUCCCUGAACAUGUUUCUGUGCAAGUGGUUGUUGUAAAGAAGCGAGAAGGGUUACUCCAGACGGCCCAUGUGACCGAGGAGAUCACUACUACAACUGAAAUGAUGAUGGGAAGGUUUGUUUGCAGAUGGCGUUUACUUGGUGCUACUGAUGGGCCUCCUUGAAGAUUAUUUUGUUCCUCUCCACCACUUCUUCUUAACACCUGAAAGUUUGGAUCAGAAGGUGCACAAUGUCUCCCUUUCUUUUGAGCUGAUGCAAGAUGCGGGGCUCAAGAAACCCAAAGCGCGACCGGAAGAUGUUGUCAACCUGGAUCUCAAAUCUACCCUUCGGGUUUUAUACAACUUGUUCACGAAGUACAAGAAUGCAGAGUGACCUGAACGCAAGGGGUGUCCCAGGAAAUGGCCUUUGAUUUUCCUUCCUUUGUUUUGUUGCCUUUCCAAUCAGUUUCCUAGCUUGGUGGCCUUCCGUUGGGUUGGUAGGCAGUUCUCAUCACCUGAAGUGAGUGAGACCGGUUUAAGAAUGAAAGCUGUUGUUGUCCGAUACUCUGGAAGCUAACCAGGUUGGAAAUGGCUGGUUUCUGUUUGCUUUUUGUGUUGUAAACCCUCCGUUCUUUCAGCCCACAGCCUGUCUUUGGAAAUGAAAUUUUGCUCCCUGGAGAUAUCUACCGUAUUUUUCGGAGUAUAAGAUGCACCUGAGUAUAAGACGCAUCAAGAUUUUGAAGAGGCAAUUAAAAAAAAAGGUUUUGCACUCUGCAGGCCUCCCCAAAACGGCUCUUUUUUCGCAAGAAAGAGUCUGUUUUUUGUCAAAAAAGGGCAUGCAUAGCCUUUAGGAGGCUUGUAGAGUGCUCCUGGGGGCUGGGGAGGUAAAAAUGAGCAAAAAAUGGCUUCUUUUUCACUCAAUUAUUUUCCUCCCCAGCCCUCAGGAGCACUCUAGAAGCCUCCUAAAGGCUAUGCACGGCCAUUUUGGUGAAGGGGCGGA
Molecule: messenger RNA, 1859 nt
Organism: Thamnophis sirtalis
Lineage: Eukaryota; Metazoa; Chordata; Lepidosauria; Squamata; Natricidae
Source: RefSeq, a predicted model, not a curated record